Daldinia childiae is the source of this 1539-nucleotide messenger RNA. RefSeq lists its product as uncharacterized. NCBI's taxonomy places the organism in Eukaryota, Fungi, Ascomycota, Sordariomycetes, Xylariales, Hypoxylaceae. The record is from RefSeq and is a predicted model, not a curated record. The coding region runs from base 1 to 1539 and encodes 512 amino acids. The transcript has 3 exons.
AUGUCUCUUCCGCUCUUUGCCAUAUCUGUUUUGAUAUUCUCUCUGCAAGCUUUUCCUGUCUCUGCGCAGAAUUACACGUGGCCAUGGCAAACCUAUAAAUCUAGCUCAGCGGAGCCUCCAUUACUGAAUAUCACUAAAUCCGGUCCUACGUCUCCUGGAUACCUAUUUUUCAACCAGAAUGGGGAGUAUGCGCAUAACUAUAGCCUUUUCAUCAUGUCCGAUGACGAUGAACUUAUCUGGCAAAGCGGAUAUGGCGACUACAGUGCUUUCAGGACCCAAACAUUUGAGGGCAAACCGGUAUUAACUUUCUUCAAUGGAGUCUCACUAGCGGAACCUUACGGAUGGGGCCAUGGAAUUAUUCAAAUUCUUGAUAAUUCUUAUACAAGUAUUUACAAUGUUUCACUAGCAGCAGAUGAAGGGAACUUUUUGACUAUACCGGAGCUUGAUCCUAACCAGAUCACAUCCUAUCUCGAUAUGCACGAGUCCCAGAUCACAGCUCAAGAUACCAUCCUUGUAACAUUAUACAACGUUACCAAAUACGAUCUGAGCUCUGUUGGUGGACCGCAAAAUGGUUGGGUAACUGAUAGUUUGUUCUACGAGCUCGAUAUCAAGACCAACGAAAUACUUUUCAAGUGGAGCGCCUUAGACCAUGUCGACCAGAUUCCUAUUGCCGAUGUCCAGCAGUUUUAUCCUGUUGCGGAUUUUGGUAAUAACCAAUCUAUUCCAUACGGUUAUUUCCACAUCAAUUCAGUAGACAAAUUUGAAGACGGAUCAUACUUAAUCUCUUCGAGAUACUACUGCUCAAUUUUCAAGAUUUCCAAAAAUGGCACAGUUGAAUGGACACUACAGGGCCAAACCGGCGGAGAUUUUCAGCUUGACGGUCAACUUUCCUUCUGUUAUCAGCACGAUGCUCGUAUUCGACAAGAUUUAGGGAAUGUAGUUCAAAUUAGCCUAUUUGAUAACGCAAACUCUGAGAUUGUGUCUGGCAUAAAUCAAACUAAAGGCAUAUUCCUUACAUUGAAUACGGAAACAAUGAAGGCUACGCUCAACCAAGAAUAUGUUGACGCACAGGACGCAAUAUACGCCUUUUCCCAAGGAAAUCUACAGCAGUUAGAAGACGGGAAUGUUAUCAUGGGAUAUGGGUCGACACCUAAGAUAAGAGAGUUUAGCCCCGAUGGUACUACCUUGAUGACUGCGCAGUUUGGCCCUGGGGAUGGUCUCAUCUUUUCUUAUCGUGCCUAUCGUUUCCCGUGGAUUGGUCUCCCCAAGUCAUCUCCGAGUGUCUUGGCUUGCAGGAAUGAAGCUAGUAACAGUACUGCAGUAUAUAUGAGCUGGCUUGGUGCCACAGAACACAAGUCUUGGGGGAUAUUUGCAGGAGAUAGCAACUCUAGUCUCACUCUAAUAUCACAGGUAGAUAAGACCGGGUUCGAAACAGUAGCAACUAUACCCGGCCAAGUUUCUUUAAUCCGCGUUGAGGCACAGGGCGUGGGUAUCACUGGCGGAGUUUCUCACGUAGUAUCAUCUCAAAGAAGUUGCUAA